CUACACUUUUGCAAUGGCUCUCAAACGCAUUCAAAAAGAACUGGCAGAACUUAACAGAGAUCCUCCAGCUGGGAUUAGUGCUGGCCCUACCGAAGAAGAUAUAUUCAAUUGGACAGGCACAAUUUUGGGUCCUGCUAACAGUCCCUACAAAGGGGGCAUCUUUAAGCUCAAGAUUGAAUUUUCUCAGGAUUAUCCAUUCAAACCACCGUCAGUCAAGUUCAUCACUAGAGUAUAUCAUCCAAAUAUUGAUGAUGAUGGGUCAAUUUGUGUGAAUUUGUUGAAGACUGAUGUGUGGAAACCUGCUACCAAAAUCUCUCAAGUUCUCAAAGCCAUCGCAGAUCUUCUCGAAAACCCAAAUCCUGACGAUGCUCUGGUAGCUUCUAUUGCAGAGGUUUAUAAUACAAACAAACAAAAAUUCGUCAAAACCGCAAAAGAUUUCGUAAAAAAGGCUCGUCUAUUUCUUAUUCUGGAGUAUCUCUGA
This is a messenger RNA of Racocetra persica, 481 nucleotides long. The record is from the annotation of a GenBank genome assembly. Lineage: Eukaryota; Fungi; Glomeromycota; Glomeromycetes; Diversisporales; Gigasporaceae.